This is a messenger RNA of Fusarium odoratissimum NRRL 54006, 1231 nucleotides long. RefSeq lists its product as uncharacterized. Lineage: Eukaryota; Fungi; Ascomycota; Sordariomycetes; Hypocreales; Nectriaceae. The record is from RefSeq and is a predicted model, not a curated record. The coding region runs from base 829 to 1182 and encodes 117 amino acids. The transcript has 2 exons.
GCUAUAUCAAAGCACAAUGCAACCCUUUCAAAUAAAGCCCAUCUCUCCCGAUGUUGAACAUGUCUUUGCUGCGUCGUAAUUCGCUUCCAAUAUCGCGGUCUGAUAAAUUGGAAGGUACCGUCGCUUUGAAAGCUCCAGCAUGAAAGGUCUACCACUCGACACGUCCACGAGAUCCAUCCAUCGCACUGGCGCCGUUGGGCGCAAGCAAUGACGUGAAAUGUCGCAAAUCGAAUACACAUGGGCGUAUCUCGGUAGCAGGUAACGGUCGUUGUGGAGUUUGAGCUGGCAUUUGAUAGUUUGCAGCAUGAGGAAGAGGCUGGCCACUGAUUCCGAAGAUGCCGUGCAAGUCAGGACAAACUCAAUGCUGACCUCGUAUGACGCAUUGAGGGUCAAUUGCCAGCACACUGGUUCUCUCAAUGCAGGCCAAACAGCAGGUGUCUCCAAAGUGUUUGCCUGCAUGCAUCUCACGGCGGUGUAUGUUUGCGGAUGGAUCUAGCGUACCUGGUGGAUCGUGGUCAAGAACCAGGUACUUCAUUCAUCCCAUAGCCAAGGAACCACCAGUCCAAGCUCUACUACCCACAUGAACCCUUCAAGAGGCUGGAGCACAGCAAUAAAGCAUUGUAUCAACAUCGAAUCUAGCUCUAAUCGACUCUGUAGAAGCCGAUGCAACAGAAUCUGUCCAGCGAGUUCAAGGUUCUGUCCCGCACCAUAAUUCUUCGCAUAAAUGAGGCGCACGGAGCAGAGCCAAGGCGUGCGGAGAGAGUAACAUGGCUCGCAUUUGCGUUUCUGUAAGCUCUGGCUGGACGUUGCGCAUGCAGCCUGAAAGGAAUGCAUUUACAAUUCAAGGCUCACAAGCUGCUCACCUGGUGCGCGAAUGGAAGGAUUCUAGUCGUCCACCGAUGGAUGGUGAUCUGUGAUCUUGCAAGCAUCUUCCCGUACUCUCCUUGUAGCGACAACAUAUACAACACGCUGCUGUGCCAUGGAACUUGUAUGAGCCAUGAACCCAGUAAUACCAUACGGUCAACGAUCGACUUCGUUUCUCUCGCCUCGAUCUACUGUGAUCCUGAGGCGUGGAAAACGUCGUUGAUGGGACGGCUGGUUGAAAUUGACUUUUGGCGUCGCCUAGAGAAGGUUUCUAGAGUUCCUGGUGGUUGGUUGGCGUAUCCCUUGAAGGGUCCUUGAGAUGGAUACUCUGUACCUUAUAGGCUCUCCUUGGAUGGAGCCGCUAAUA